Messenger RNA from Paramecium primaurelia, 3740 nucleotides. Lineage: Eukaryota; Ciliophora; Oligohymenophorea; Peniculida; Parameciidae. The record is from the annotation of a GenBank genome assembly.
AUGCGCAAUAGUAUAAUAACUCAACUUGAAUUCAAAGAUGGAAUAUACCAAGGAUAAACAUUACAAUCUAGAUAUAAACAAGGAAUUGGAGUUUAUUUAUGGGAGAAUGGAUCUGCCUAUUUUGGUGAAUGGAAAUCAGAUUAAAUAGAUGGCAAUGGAAUACUUUUUUUACCUCCCAAAACAACUAUAUAAGGAUAAUUUAAUUCAGCAAAAUUACAUGGAAAUUGUCUCAUAUAAACAAGACAAGCAAAGUAUUAUGGUAAAUGGCUCAACGGUUUACCUAAUGGAAGCAUGACUGCCUAUUUCAAAUAAGGAGAAGUUACAAUAGCAUUUUAAGAUGGAAAACCAACAAGAGGUCUUAGUUAAAGAGAUUAAACAUGUGAAAUUCCAAAUUUAAAGAGUGUUUAAUGUUACAAUAGUUCUGCUUUAUAAACAAUUGAUUGGUUAGAUGGAACAUUUUAUGGUAUAACAGGAAAGAAUGCUGCAAAUAAAGUAGCACCUAAUGGAUUAGGUAUAUUUGUUCCUUAAAAUGGAUUAUUUCAAUGUGGAUAAUUUAAAGAUGGUGUUUUGAAUGGUUUAGGUAGAUUAUAAUAAGCAUCUGGAGAAAUAUAUUAAGGUUUCUUUGAAAAUGGUAAGUAUCAUGGAAGAGGCAUUUAUUUAUUUAAGGAAGAUGAAUUAUAAUGGGCUAAAGGAAUGUGGAGAUUUGGAGAAUUGAUUGAAAUUUAUUAAAGUGGAUUAGUUAAAAAUUGCACUUCUCCAAAAGAUUUGAUGUGUAUAUUUAUUUUAUUAUUGUAGUUCCAUAUAGUGAUCAUAAAAAUCCUAUUUAAAUUAGAUAACCUAUUACCCUUAAUAAUAUUAAAGAAAUUGAAGAUUUAUUUGAAAUCUAAUUUUAAAAAUAAGAACCCAUCUAAAGAUAAACUAGUGCUUCUCCUAGUCCUGAACGAAAGAAUAAGUUAUCAAAUUAUAAAUAUUUUCAAAACUCUAUGUCAACUUCAUAUAAGAGAAUCUCUGAUGCCUUACAUGGAAGUAAAUAGAAUUCAUCUCCUGAAAGAAAUAGCAUUUAACUAAUAAAGUAUUAUAAAGGUUAAUUGAGAGAUAUUGAUUAAAAUGAGCAACAACCUUAACAAAAAAAAUCUAUUUAACCCUAAUAGAAUACAAGAAAGUCUCAUUCUAAUUCAAAGUAGUAUUUAAUUUAAAGUACAAAAAAGAAAGAUUCUAUUAAUAAUAAAUCAUCAAGUAAAUUAAGUUAAUCAGCAUAUGUUGAUGAAAUAAAAAAACUUCAAACUCAAUUUACCAAACCUUUUGAUUAGAAUAAAAGUGUAUAGUCUUAAUAGAGUCAAAUUUAUUAGGCAAUAUUGGAUAGUGAAGAACAUUCUAGUUAAAGAAGUGAAUUAUUCUAAGAAAAAUAAUAAUCUUCACCAAAGGAUCAUAUUGACUAAAUUAUUAAAAAAUCUAAAUAAUAUCAAUAAGAAUAAUCUAUUGAAUAAUCUAAAAAAUCAAUAUUGGAUUAAUCAAGAUCAUCUUAUCAAUCAAAACAAGUCAAAAGUCCUAAACAUUUACAACAAUCAAAAUCAUCUUAACAAUCUAGAUGUAAAUCAUCUGAAGGUCAUAAAAAGUUUUAAUAGUAACAUGAACUUGAAGAUUUAAAUAAAAUAAAGAGUGAAAGUAAUAAAUUAAAAAAAUAGGAUAGUAAAAAUAUUGAAUAGCUUCCUUUGGAUACAUCUUAAUAAUCAUAAUAAUUAUGGGAAUCUAGAUAAAUUAAAGAAUUCUCAUAAUUGAGAGAUUCAAAAAGAUCUGUUCAGUCUUCAUAGCCUGUAUCAUAAAGAAUUUCAAUCAAAUCUAUAAAUUAAGUAGCUUCUAAAUAAAUAACUCCUUAGUAAUCUCAUAGAGAUCAAUAAAGUAAAUUAUAAUAGUAAGAAGAAUCAUCAUAAUAUUAAUAAUCAUAACAAUUUAAUGAAUCAUAAUUAUCUCAUCAGUCUUAAUAUUAAUAAUAAUAUUAAUAAUAAUAUUAAUAAUAAUAAUAAUAAUAAUAAUAAUAAUAAUAAUAAUAAUAAUAAUAAUAAUAAUAAUAAUAAUAAUAAUAAUAAUAAUAAUAAUAAUAAUAAUAAUAAUAAUAAGAUAUUGAUCAUAGUAAAAAGUUAAGUUUCUGUUAAUAAGACUUUGCUUUAGAUAUGAGAAAUACAGCUAUUUUUAAUUAAACUGAAUCUAAUCAAUCGAGUUAAUUGAAAUUUCAUCGACAUAAAAGAAGUUAAUCUUAAACUGAUUUUGAUAAAUUUGAUAUUGGAGAUGAUACACAAAUGAAGUUGAUUAAGCAAUAACAACUAUACAUGUAAUAAUUGAUAGAAUAAUAAUAAAGAGAAUUAGAAUAGCUUAAAAUGUAACAAUAAUAAUUAGAAGAAGAAAAUUAAAUAUCAUAAAGUAGGCCAGGAUAUAAAACUAAUGCUUCUUUAGAUUCAUAAGAGAGUUAUCCUCAAUAAUAAUCAGAAAGUUUUCAUUAAGAUUUUAUUAAAUCAGUAAGUGAUGUAUUGAAGAGUGAAUUAAAAAAAAAGUAGGAAGAUUCAUUCAUCCGAGAUAAUUAAAAUAAUUCUCCUCAUUUUGAAUAAUCAAAAAUAACAAAUAAUCAGUAAUCUAUGUUCUUCAAUGAUAUAUAGAGUUUAGAUAAUGUGAAUGUAAAUGAGAGAUAACAUAAUAGAAGAUCAAGUUAAUAAUAAGAUGAAGCAAAUAAAUCUAGAGCUGAUUCAAUGAUUAAAAAAUAACCAGUUUCUCAUACUGAAUUAGAUAAUUUGCAGAUUGAUAAACUAUAAGAUGUUUAAUCAAGAUAAUCUAGACAAUCGAGAUAAUCAAGAUAUUCUGGAGAAAAUAAAUAAUAAAGAUCAUAAUCCAAUCAAUCUAGCUAAAGAAAUUAUUCAAAUUAAUAACAUUCAUUCUAUUAAUAAUAAUCAUAGGAAUAAUUUUAUCCAUAAAAACAACCAUCAGUUAUAUAAGAAAAAGAAGAGUCAUAAAGUCGUUCAUAAUAAAUGAAAGUUGAUUUAAUUAAUUCUUAUAAUAAGUAAGAUCAUUUAUCGAAUAAGGAUAAUCAAUAAGACUAAUCAUUUAAUUCACAAUAGAUGUCUAUUAUUUCUAAUCAAGUUCAAAAUCAAUAAAAUAGUUUUAAUAAAUAAACAUAGUAGGAAUCUAUUUUGUCUAAAUAAAUAUCAAAUUAAUAGGAUAAUAAUAUUCUAAAAUAAAAUUAAUAAAAUACUUAAUAAAAAAGGAAAUAAUAAAAUUAAAGUAAAAAUGAAGAAUCAUUAGACUAAUUGAUGAAAAAAUAAUCUUAAUAAUAGAUUUCUAAGACUUAAUUAAAAUUUGUAGCUUGUCCCUCUUAACAUUCUAUACCUGGUUCAGUAAGCUUUUCUGAUAAAUAAUUCCAAAUUAAACCAGAUUAAAUGAGUGAAAAUAUUCAAGUAACUAUUCUUGAUGAUUAAUCAGAUACCAAAUAAAAUAUAUAAGAAAUUAAAUUAUAAUUAGCAGCUCAAAAAGAGAUACUUUCCUAAUUGUAUCACUCUAUUUAAGAAUCUAAGUAGAUGAAAAUUUCAUAAUUUGAUUCUGAUAAGAGAAUAAGUGAAUAAAGAACUGUAAAAAGAGGAAUGGUGAGUGCUGUUGUUGAUCCAUGCAGUAGCCCAAUUAAAAAGGUAAUUAUUACAAAAGGAGUAUAUCCUGCUUUUACUAUAAUAAAAUCCUUAUCCCCAAUAAGACUUUGA